AUGCGCCAUGUACCGCAUCCUGUGGCCGUCAUCACAGCAACCGACUUGAGUCUAAGUCCGGAAGGAGGCCCUAAAGCAUGGCGAGGGGCCACUGUGUCAUCCUUCAACACCGUCACCUUGCUUCCUCGGCCGGUGAUAUCGUUCAACAUCAAGAAGCUCUCUUCGACCUUCGACGCCAUCCGAAGCUCCGGCCACUUCUACGUCCAUCUCCUCUCCGAAGAUGCGGCCGAGGCACACCAAAUAGCCUCCAAAUUCACAAAGGGCAAUGCCAGCUACCCGUUCCAUGAUGACAACGGCGAACUGGAAAGCUUCGCGCUCGUCAGCCAUGUUGAGCCAAAUCUGAAGAAGAUGCCGCCCAUCCUUCAUUUCGAGAACGAAGCCGGCGACCUCGUGGUCCCGUUUCGACUGCAUUGUCGAUUCUUGGAGGACAAAUUGGUUGAGAUAGGAGAUCACGUCGUCUUGUUCGGCGAGGUGGAUCAUGUCUUUCACGAUGUCGGGGCAUUUUACGAUCAAUCUCCUGAAACGCCAAUCUCUUGUUUGGCAUAUGUCGAUGGUUCGUAUUGUCGGGUUGCUGCCAAAUCCAAGAGAAGUCAAGGUUGA
Molecule: messenger RNA, 600 nt
Organism: Capronia epimyces CBS 606.96
Lineage: Eukaryota; Fungi; Ascomycota; Eurotiomycetes; Chaetothyriales; Herpotrichiellaceae
Exons: 1
Coding region: 1-600 (199 amino acids)
Molecular function (GO): riboflavin reductase (NADPH) activity; FMN binding
Source: RefSeq, a predicted model, not a curated record